AUGGCUUUCUUCAAGCAAGUCUGGACUCUCAUGUCCAAGAACUUCCGACAGCUACUAUACCGCCAUCCCACAAAGGUUUUCUUCAUGGCCUUUCUCUUGCCCAUAGCCCUGGCCGCCUUCUUCACCUUCGCCAAGUACCUCUUCGUGCCGCCUGCAAUGUUCGGCUUCGGAGAGGUCCAUCCCGUCAAGACACUCGCGCAAGCGUUUGGCGAUGCUUUUGAUAGCGGGCGGCACAAGGUCGUCUUGGUCGACAACGGAUUCACAGGGGGCGAUAUUGACACCGUCUUGAAUCAGCUUCAAGCCCAGAUAGCUACACAGGGGCCUCACAUCAACGUCGUCAGGGCGAAAAGCGAAGACACUCUCUUCACAGAGUGUCGGAGUACCCUGCGCGGGGUCACCAAGUGUUUCGGGGCUAUUGUCAUGCGUUCAUCCCCCAGUGAAGGACAUGGCAGGAUAUGGAACUACACCAUUCGCACCGAUUCCGAGAUGCAGUCGAGUCCGCUCAGGAUCAACGUUGAGAGAUCUGACAAUGCGGAAGAGGUAUAUAUUUUACCCAUUCAGCGCGCCAUAGACAGCAUCAUCGUUGGCCUGAAUGAUACGGAGGCUGCCCAGGCUAUGGCCAACACCCAGGAGAUGCCUUACACCACCCUGACUCAAGACGAGAGACAGGCCAAGAUCAGAGUCAUCUUCCACAAGGCCAUUGUGAGCUUCAUGGGUGUCGCCUUCAUUGCCUCUAUUAUCUGGGUCACAUACCACUUGAGCGGCCACAUCGCCACCGAGCGCGAGACUGGUAUGUCCCAGCUCCUGGACGCCAUGAUGCCCGUCAGCAAGCCCUGGCAAGCUUUGGCCGCUCGCAUCAUUUCCCACCAUCUCUCUUAUUCGAUCGUCUAUGCGCCUGCUUGGGUAAUUGCAUCCAUCAUCAUGCGUUACGGUGUAUUUUCCCAUACCAGCCUGGCCAUUGUCCUCUUUUUCCACCUCACUGCAGGUCUCGCUCUGGCGUCAUCGUCUGUUUUCGUUGCAUCCUUCUUCAAGAAGGCCCAGCUCAGUGGUGUUGCUGCCACACUUGCCGUCCUCUUGCUUGGCAUCCUAGCGCAGUCUCUUACACUGCCUGCAACAGCACCCGUACUGGUCUUAUCUCUACUCUUCUCCCCCUGUGCGUACGUUUACUUCAUCACACUCAUGUCUCGCUUCGAGAGAGCAGCUCUGCCAGCCAACCUUGUCGAAAUAGCCCCGGGCAGUCCAUGGAAGCUGCCAGGCAUCGCUCUCUGGCUCUUCUUGAUCGCUCACAUUUUCGUCUACCCUCUCCUCGCUGCACUCAUAGAAGUCCGUCUUUAUGGCACCGCUACGACAGGCCGGAAAGUACUGGAGCAGGGGGACAGCAGUCUCGGUGAAGAUGCCGUGAGGCUCGAUGAGUUCACCAAGAUCUAUCAACCAUCCGUUCCUCGGCGCUUUGAGCCCUUUUUGAGACUGUUAUCGAGGCGCACCAAGUCAUCAGACCCCGUUGUGGCCGUCAAGCAACUCAGUUUCAACGUCAGGAAAGGCCAGAUUGUCGCGCUCCUAGGUGCCAACGGAAGCGGCAAAAGCACAACCCUAGAUGCCAUUGCCGGGUUGAAGAAAGUAACCGCCGGGUCCAUCACCAUUGAUGGGCACGGCGGCUUGGGUAUUGCCCCGCAGAGGAAUGUCCUAUGGGACGAUUUAACUGUCGAGGAGCAUCUCAUCAUCUUCGACAAGCUCAAAUCUCCCAAAGCUCCCGCAAGCAAAGAGGAAAUUACCAGCUUGAUCAAAUCAAUCGACCUUGUUCAUAAAACCAAGUCCCUCGCCAGAACCUUGUCUGGGGGUCAGAAACGAAAGCUGCAGCUUGGCAUGAUGUUGGUAGGAGGAAGUGCAGUUUGCUGCGUCGAUGAGGUGAGCAGUGGCAUCGAUCCGCUAUCUCGACGCAAGAUCUGGGAUAUUCUGCUGGCUGAGAGAGGGAAGAGGACCUUGAUCCUGACCACGCAUUUCCUGGAUGAGGCAGAUCUUCUCGCCGACCACAUCGCGAUCCUGUCAAAGGGCACACUCCGGGCCGAAGGUUCUUCUGCCGAGCUCAAAGAUCGGCUUGGAGGCGGUUAUCGAGUCAGCGUGCACAAAACGGCGAAUUAUCAACCCCUUCCUGUUAUAAUUGGGGUGAAGAAGGAUGAUGCUUUUGAUCUGGUUACGUAUACUGCCCCCACGUCCAAUCUGGCGGCACAGGUGAUCAAGGAACUCCAGAAGGCUGAUAUCACGGAUUACCGUUUCUCGGGCCCGACCAUUGAAGAUGUAUUUUUGCAGGUUGCGGAGGAGAUCAAGGAGGAGGAAGUAUUCGCUGGGGUCAACACCAUCGCAGAGAAAAUGCCCAUCAAGGAUGACAGCUCUUCGCAGGGCCACAGUCGAAACACGGGACCAGGGACUGGUCUCGAGCUGCUUAAUGGCAGACGACUCGGCUACUUCGAACAGGCGGUCAUCCUGUUCAAUAAAAGGUGGACGGUCUUGAAGAGAAAUUGGACGCUAUACUCCGUUGCCUUUUUGCUGCCUGUCAUGGCGGCAGGAUUGACGUCUCUGUUCGUCAAGGACGAUGGCCCGACAGGAUGCAAACCCAUUGACGCGGAUUCGACCUCUGAAGCUGCAGACGCCUUUACCCAGAUCAAAGACACCGACAGCCUUUCUUUCCUUGCAGGCCCGUCUAGCAAAUUCAACCCGCUGCUGGCCUCGUCUCUCUUUCGGCCUAUUCUUGCCAGCAGCACCGCUUCCAUCGUGAACAUCGCUACGACUUCUCUCAACAAUCUUCAUCUUGUCGACACGUACAAUGAAUUCUACCAGUACUUACGGGACCAUAACAAAAACAUCACCGCGGGCUUGUGGCUCGGCGACGCCGGCACGAAUCCCACGAUUGCCUGGGUUGCCAACCUAGCCGUGACGAGCCCCCUCACAGCUCAGCAGUUCCUCGACGUGAUGCUAACAAACACGACGAUUGCGACGUCCUGGGCCCCCUUUGAUGAUCCCUACGACUCCGCCAUUGGAAAGUCUCUGAACCUGGUCAUCUAUAUGGGUCUGGCCCUCGCCUGCUACCCGGCGUUCUUCGCCCUCUACCCAAGCAACGAACGCAGGCGCUUCGUGCGCAGCUUUCAGUAUUCCAACGGCGUCCGUCCCUUUCCCUUGUGGAUGGCCUACCUCUUGUUUGACUUUGUCAUGGUUCUCGCCAGCUCCGCAAUAGUAACGGCUCUGUGGGCUGGGCUGUCGGAUAUUUGGUAUCACAUCGAAUACAUCUUUGUGGUGCUCCUCUUCUACGGCCUAGCCUCGAUAUUGGUGUCCUACUUGGUGUCUCUCUUCACCCGGUCGCAGCUGGCCACGUUUGCUUGGGCGGCUUUCGGGCAGGCGGCCUUUUUCCUCGGCUACUUGAUUGCGUAUGUCUGCGUCGUCACAUAUGUUGACAUUGACAAGAUCGACAAUACUUUACUGGUCUGUCACUUUGUCAUUUCAGCAUUUAUGCCCAUCGGCUCAGUGGCCAGGGCCAUGUUUCUCGCCACGAAUCUCUUCGCCACGGCCUGCGAGGACAUCAACCUCUCGAAAACCCCAGGAGGCCUCAAGCAAUACGGAGGUCCCAUUCUCUAUCUCAUCAUCCAAUGCUUGAUCCUGUUCGGGCUAUUGCUUUGGCUGGACAGCGGGAAUGUGGGAUCCUCUGUCCGAGCUUUCUUCAACAGGCAUAAACACCCAAGCGAGGUCAUUGAGUCGGACGAAGAAGUGGUGAAUGAGCAGAUGAGGAUUUUGAGCCCGGCAGCAGACGAUGGUCUCAAAGUCUCUCAUUUGACAAAAUCCUUUGGCAAGAAUUAUGCCGUCGAAAACGUCAGCUUCGGCGUCAAGCGUGGCGAGGUUUUUGCUCUGCUAGGUCCAAACGGAGCGGGCAAAUCCACGACUAUCUCUUUAAUUCGGGGCGACCUCAAGCCAGACCUCAACGGCGGAGACGUCUUUAUUAAUAACGUGUCUGUUGCGAGGCAUCUGCCGGCUGCGAGGGCAAAUCUUGGCGUCUGUCCCCAGAUCGACGCCUUGGAUCAGAUGACUGUUCGAGAGCAUCUUGAAUUCUAUGCUCGAAUUCGAGGCGUUUCCAACGUCGAACAUAACGUCUCUGCAGUUUUGCAAGCCGUCGGGCUCGGUGCCUUCUCAACACGCAUGGCAGCCAAACUCUCUGGUGGCAACAAGCGCAAGCUCAGUCUUGGAAUCGCGCUCAUGGGCAAUCCCGGGGUGCUUUUGCUGGAUGAGCCCUCUUCAGGUCUAGAUGCCGCAUCAAAACGAGUUAUGUGGAGGACGCUCGAGGCAACAGUCCCAGGCCGAUCCAUUCUGCUCACAACGCACAGCAUGGAAGAGGCUGAUGCCUUGGCCGGUCGUGUCGGCAUCCUAGCCAAACGAAUGCUGGCUCUAGGUACGCCCGACGACUUGAGACAUCGCUACGGUGAUGCUCUGCACGUCCAUCUCGUGUCGAGCACGGCUCCUAGGACCACAGACGAGGAGAUGAACGUCAUUACGUCGUGGAUCCGCGAGACCUUGCCGGCAGCCAAGCUUGAGUCUAAGAUGUACCAUGGCCAGCUGCGGUUCUCGGUCCUUUCGAGCCAGGUCCUGUCGCUUACCGAGGACCCCAGUAACAACAAGGUGAUGCCUGUGGCGCGCGAUAUCAGUCAGGGCGCCAUUGGCCGACUCGUCGUCCUCCUGGAAGAGACCAAGGCGCGGCUUGGAGUCGAGCAUUAUAGCGUUAGCACCACGUCGCUCGACGAGGUGUUUUUGGAUAUUGUUGGUCAGCAUAACGUGCAGGAAGAGAAUCACGAAGAUGCGAAACCAGGGGUUUGGAAAAGGACGUUCAAAUUUGUAUCAUCUUGGCGCAACGACGGCACAUGA
Molecule: messenger RNA, 4902 nt
Organism: Trichoderma reesei QM6a
Lineage: Eukaryota; Fungi; Ascomycota; Sordariomycetes; Hypocreales; Hypocreaceae
Exons: 1
Coding region: 1-4902 (1633 amino acids)
Biological process (GO): lipid transport; transmembrane transport
Cellular component (GO): intracellular membrane-bounded organelle; membrane
Molecular function (GO): lipid carrier activity; ABC-type transporter activity; ATP binding
Source: RefSeq, a predicted model, not a curated record